AUGUCGAACCGCCAACUCUCCCGGGACAUGCAAACCGAGUUCCAGGCACGGUUCAACGCAAAACAAGCCCGUCGGGAGGCGCAAAAAGCCGCAAAACAGGACAACGAACUCAAGAAACAGAUCCAGAAUCUUCUUAAGAAGGGCGAAACCGCGCAAGCCGCCCAAAAAGCCCGCAUGCUCCUUGCCAAACAAGCGAUCGCUGCGCAAAUGGACCAAGCCGCCGACAUCGCCGAGCUCUCCCUAGCGCAGAUCCAGGCCAACAACGCGAUGAACCGCAUGACGACCAUGAUGUCACAGUCAUCCAAGACCAUGCAGCGGGCCCAGCGUAGCGCCAACCCGGAGAAGACUCUCCUGACUCUGGAACAGUUCCGCUCGCAGAACGAGGAAUACGCAAUGAACAACGGCAUCUACCAGGAUGCCAUGACCCAGAAUACGUCAGUCCAGGUCAGCGAUGACUCUGUGCAAGAACUGUUGGGCAAGCUGGCCGAUGACGCUGGGCUUGAACUGGGCCAGGAGCUGAACGAGGCGUCGACUAGCAAGGUUGACCCCGUCAAGGAGCCCGCGGAACCCACGCCAGAGGUUGAGGAUGCGCUACAACAACGGCUGCGGGCACUCCGGGCUUGA
Messenger RNA from Chaetomium globosum CBS 148.51, 624 nucleotides. RefSeq lists its product as uncharacterized. The coding region runs from base 1 to 624 and encodes 207 amino acids. Gene Ontology annotation, cellular component: multivesicular body; ESCRT III complex. The record is from RefSeq and is a predicted model, not a curated record. Gene Ontology annotation, biological process: late endosome to vacuole transport; endosome transport via multivesicular body sorting pathway; protein transport. NCBI's taxonomy places the organism in Eukaryota, Fungi, Ascomycota, Sordariomycetes, Sordariales, Chaetomiaceae. The transcript is spliced from 3 exons.